Messenger RNA from Dreissena polymorpha, 693 nucleotides. RefSeq lists its product as uncharacterized. The record is from RefSeq and is a predicted model, not a curated record. Bases 1 to 693 code for a protein of 230 amino acids. Lineage: Eukaryota; Metazoa; Mollusca; Bivalvia; Myida; Dreissenidae. The transcript has 3 exons.
AUGUUAUCUGUCCACGCCUUCAUCAGAGCUGGCGACUGUAUGAAGCAAGUUCCGCCGUGCUUCAUCCUGAUGUCAGGGAAAAAGCGAAAAGAUUACAAAAGGGUGUUAUCCGCUAUCCUACAACAUCUGCCGUCAACCGAGGUUAAGUCGUUUGUGGUGGAUUACGAGGCUGGACUGUGGCAGGCCAUAAGAGCCGUGUUUCCCCAACCUGAUAUCCAAGGCUGCGCUUUUCACUUUGGACAGACCCUCUAUCGGAAGGUUCAAGAAUUCGGAUUGCAGACUGCACACAACGAGCGCUGUAACGUGUAUGCACUCCUCAGAAAGACAUUUGCACUGCCGCUACUACCCGUGGAGGACAUUCGAACUGCUUUCGACACAUUACGGACGAAAUCGGACACUGACGCGACGGACAGAUACUUUGACUACCUAGAACGGACGUGGAUGACAAACCCACUGUGGCCUAUUGAUAGUUGGUGCGUAUUCGGUCGGUUCAUACGCACCAACAACGACUGCAAGGGCUGGCAUCAUCGCCUGAACCGACGUGCGAAGAAAGGGAAUUUCCCCUUUUACUUGUUGGUUCAACUGUUGUGUGAAGAGGCGAAUCUGCUGAAUACACAGGUGCGGUUAGUGAGAGAGGGAAAGUUGAGGAGACAUCAGAAUAAACAGACACUUCAGGUACAGGGGAAGCUCUAG